Molecule: messenger RNA, 4416 nt
Organism: Diceros bicornis minor
Lineage: Eukaryota; Metazoa; Chordata; Mammalia; Perissodactyla; Rhinocerotidae
Gene: STX1B
Product: syntaxin 1B
Exons: 10
Coding region: 214-1080 (288 amino acids)
Biological process (GO): exocytic insertion of neurotransmitter receptor to postsynaptic membrane; vesicle fusion; intracellular protein transport
Cellular component (GO): endomembrane system; plasma membrane; SNARE complex
Molecular function (GO): SNARE binding; SNAP receptor activity
Source: RefSeq, a predicted model, not a curated record
CCGCAGCCCCGGCAGAGCCGAGCCCGGCCCAGGCCCCUGCCCCUGCCCGGCCCUCGGACCGCCGCCCCUGGCUCCGCCCCCGCCCACGAGCCACCCCUAGCGGCUCCGGUGCCCCCCGGCGCCCCUAGACCCCGGCCUCCAGCACCGAGGCAGGAGGCAGGGAGCAGCAGCAGAGGCAGGAGGACGAGGAGGAGGAGGAGGAGCCGUCGCAGGAUGAAGGAUCGGACUCAGGAGCUGCGGAGUGCGAAAGACAGUGAUGAUGAGGAGGAGGUGGUCCAUGUGGAUCGGGACCACUUUAUGGAUGAGUUCUUUGAACAGGUGGAAGAGAUCCGGGGCUGCAUUGAGAAGCUGUCGGAGGAUGUGGAGCAAGUGAAAAAACAGCACAGUGCCAUCCUGGCUGCCCCCAACCCAGAUGAGAAAACCAAACAGGAGCUGGAGGACCUCACUGCAGACAUCAAGAAGACGGCCAACAAGGUUCGGUCCAAGUUGAAAGCGAUCGAGCAAAGCAUUGAACAGGAGGAGGGGCUGAACCGUUCCUCCGCGGACCUGCGCAUCCGCAAGACCCAGCACUCCACGCUCUCCCGGAAGUUCGUGGAAGUAAUGACCGAAUAUAACGCGACCCAGUCCAAGUACCGGGACCGAUGCAAGGACAGGAUCCAGCGGCAGCUGGAGAUCACCGGAAGGACCACGACCAACGAAGAACUGGAAGAUAUGCUGGAGAGCGGGAAGUUGGCCAUCUUCACGGAUGAUAUCAAAAUGGACUCGCAGAUGACGAAGCAGGCACUGAAUGAGAUCGAGACGAGGCACAACGAGAUCAUCAAACUGGAAACCAGCAUCCGUGAGCUGCAUGACAUGUUUGUGGACAUGGCCAUGCUCGUGGAAAGCCAGGGUGAGAUGAUUGACCGCAUUGAGUACAACGUGGAACAUUCCGUGGACUAUGUGGAGCGAGCUGUGUCUGACACCAAGAAAGCUGUGAAAUAUCAGAGCAAGGCCCGGAGGAAGAAAAUCAUGAUCAUCAUUUGCUGUGUGGUGCUGGGGGUGGUCUUGGCGUCAUCCAUUGGGGGAACGCUGGGCUUGUAGGCCCCCCACCCCAUCUCUCCCAGACCCAUCCCCCACCACAUCGGGAGCAAUACCCCCACCAGCCCUUUCACUCCAUCCCCUACUCCAGGCUCACCCCCAAGACAGACCCAGACAGUCCCCCUUCACCCCCAUUAGACCCUGGAGUCCCUGGACCUCAGCCUGCCACGGACCACCCCCGGCCCCCGCACGUAGAUAGCAGCAGGCGUGACUACACAUGCACACCAACAUGCAUGCUGCCGGCACAUGCUUGAGACGUGUGGGCACCCCAGUAUGUGUGUGUAUGUGUGCAGAUGUGUGUAGAAGCACCAAAUCACGCUUCAUGCCCCCCACCUCGAGCCUGUGUGCUGUCUGAGCUUCCUCCCUUCACUUGGGUGGUUGUGUAGACUGUGGCUGAGUACAACACAGCAGCCCACCAGGCCCCACUCUGUCUUCUGUGAAUAGGUGUGUGUGUGUGUGGCACAGAUCUGUGGACACAAUUUGUGUGCACGGAAUUUUGUGUUCGAGUGUUUAAAUCUAAUGCAAUGUCACUUCCUUCACUGUCACCCCCUUCCCUGUGUCUGCUACAAAGAGGGUGGGUUGUGUGUGUACAGAUGCUCACACUCACUUUCCCAGAGGAUCCAGGUAGGCCCAAAUGCAGGUAGGCCAUGGCAGACACCCCAGCGUGAUAUAGAGCAGACCCUCCUGGCUUAGUCACCCCAGGGGCUGGCACAUGUCCUGGGGAGCGUGUGUGUGUGUGGUCAGCCCAUGGAGUUCAGCCAAGGUGAGUGGAAGCGUAUGCAUGUAAAUAACCUAGCUUGGCCUGUAUAUACGUGUGCAUUUCCCCCGGCAGGUGAUGUGAGGGACACGUGUGUGUGUGUGUCUCAGGGAUGUGCCUGAAGUGUUGGUAGGUCUUCUCUUCAGACAGAGCUCUCCAUAUUGUGCACUGGACACGUGUUUUGGGUGGGCACAGAAAUCUGUGUUUCUGUGCUGUCUAGAAUAUGACUGUGUAAGUGUGUAUGUGUGUGUGUGCAUUUGCGUGUAUAGAGGCUUUCUACAUAGUGUUUCUGCUCCUAUGUAUUAUACACACACACACAUUUAUCUUUAGGGACGUGUGCCCCAUCCAGGUUUGUUUAUCCAGAUAUAUUUGCCCCCUCCCUGUCUCCCCAGAGCUUCUGACCAAUAUCUGGUGUGGCUACACACUGCUACAUCAACAUUGUGCAGCUUCCUGCCUGCAAGGUCUCAGAGCCCCUGUGCACACAUGCCCAGAUGCUUAUUUUUCUCUGUGUCUCUGCACCCCUGAGAGCUUGGUACACCUCAGUGUCCUCACACAUGCCAAGGCUGAGUAGGCCUCGUGCAGGUGGCCAUACCCAGGCACACACAUACACACUGGAGCACACGUGCAUGGUAACAUGGGCAUGGUGCCCCUACAGGUCUGCACCCGUUUGCACACGAAUGCCUCCUGGAAGGGCUAUUUGUGGGAUACCUUACCGAUGGGGCACAUGUCAAGGGCUGCCCCAGACAGACUGACAAUGAGAGCAUGCCUGCCUUCCACACACUGAGCUUGGAGCUGGGAGAGGCCAAUGUUUGUCCCCACUGCCUCAGGGACCUUGAGUUUGGGGAACUGUUUAUUUCAGAUGUACUGUAGUGGCCAGUGUGGCAGCGGCCACUCAGGAUGGGCUAAGUCCUGGGACCCGUCCCCUGACACCUCUUCUGCUGAAAUGUUGGGGACAGCCAUUCUCCCACCAGGAUGAGAUUGAGGGUGGGAUGCAGGCCUGGUUUCUGAUGGUGAGGAAAGGGCUAGGUCCUCCCUCAUUGUGUAGACAACAAAUGCAUGGGUGGGUUUGUGCAUUUGGUGGCAGGUGAGAAGUACAUGGGCGGAGGACAGUGUUAGAAGCCCCCCACUCCAUGGCCCAGGAACAUGGACCCACACAUACAGGAUGGAACACACAGGUGCAAGAAUGUGCCCUGCCUUGGGGUUGGGCACACAUGUGCACAGGGUGAAGGACUCCAGGGGGUGUGCAGAUCAUUUCCAGGGUCCCACUUCCUGUGAACCAUGUGUGUGUCAGACAUGACCUUCCAGUGUGUGUGUGUGUGUGUGUGUGAGAGAGAGAGAGACAAUGCAGGUGUGACCUUCCAGAACACAAUACUCCUCCCCACUCCCACCCCAGCUCAGAUAGCCUGCCUCUUCCCUCGCUAGCUGUGUGGGCCCUGCCUGUGUGUGGCUAAUAUAUGUAACCCCCAAGGUGGGCUGUCCUGAGGAGGGGAGCCUGCCUGUCCAUUCCCAGAAUGCCCUUCUGCAAGACAGGAAGUUUGCCCCCGUGUCCUGACUGCAACCCUCCUGCUCCCAUCUCAGGCUUCUUUGGGGACGUCAGAGCAGGGCCCAGCAAUUCCUUCCUUUUUCCUUCCUGCUGCCCAGCCAGGACACUCUUUCAGCCCAGGUGUUUCCAGAAUUCCCACAGCCUUGGGGCCACAAGGAGAAGGGUGGAGCUCUGGCUGGAGUGAUGCUACUGCCUCUGAGUAGCUGCCCAUCUCUGGACCUCAUUUGGACCAGAGGGCCCCAAGGGUCUGCUAUGCCCCAGGUUCUGCAAGUCCCAUGCAUUAUACGAUGUGUUUGCUUGUUGGCUGCUGUGUCUGUGUGUCCUGGAGUGUUGUCUGGGGGCUGGUGUCUUCUGCAUGGUCUCAGACGAGCAAGUGUGUGCUGCCUACUCUCCAUGCACCCACAAUCAUCAGGCCCAUGAGUGCCCCAUGGGUGGUCCCGGGCCUGGCUAGGGCUCGCCACUUCCCCUCCCCCUUUCUUCCUAGCCCUGCCUCUCACGAAGCACACUGCGUGUCCAUCCCAUGUGCCUGUGGGUCGAUGCACGCUCUUGCCACGCCUUGAGCGUGUGUACAUGAUGUGUUCUAUGCAUUCACCCUGCACCCCCAGCCUGCCCCGCAGAGGACAAGAUGGGUGGCCCCCGGCUCCCUUCUCCCCCAUCCGCCCCCUGCCCGCUGUGCAGCCGUGUGCGUUGGCGUGUGUUCCCGUGUCGCUGGCGUGUCACGUGAUGUAGCCGUGUUUGCUGACAUGAGUCCCUGCCCCUUCUGUUUCUCUGUUGGUUUCUAGAGCUCUUUCCUUCUCCUCCCCAGAGGGGACAGGACUCCUGGGGCCUGGCUGGGGACCCAGAGCCAGGCCACCCUCUCCUGUUAGCCCUCAGAGUCCCAUUUCUCUCUAUUGGUGACCAAGUUGCAAAUGGAUAAAACACAGGAAAAUUCUGCCCCCCGCCCCCGCCCUGCAUGUCCUGUCCCCAGAGCCCCCACCCCCACCCUGGGCCGGGUCGGGCCCCGUGGGACGGGAGAAAUAGCAACCAAUCCAACAGCGGG